Molecule: messenger RNA, 2920 nt
Organism: Biomphalaria glabrata
Lineage: Eukaryota; Metazoa; Mollusca; Gastropoda; Planorbidae
Exons: 2
Coding region: 462-2864 (800 amino acids)
Molecular function (GO): protein binding
Source: RefSeq, a predicted model, not a curated record
AUGGAGAAAAAUAAACAAUAACAAAAAUUCCUGGAAGAUUUAUCAUCUCUUCCAACCCCACCCCAACAAAAAUAAAACCAUAACAACUAUUAUGGUCGAAACAAAUUAUAUAAAAUAAAAAUAAUUCAACGUCUGUAUUAGAGUAUCAUAAGGUAAAAACAAACAAGUCUAAGGAAGGAAUAAGAAAAUGUAAACAACCAAUUCAUAGUCUAGAUUCUAGAUUCUACAUCUAUGAUGAUAAUGAUCUAGAUCUUCAAUCUAGAAUUCAUCUAGUCUAGAAUCUAGAUUAUUUUGAACUGAUGAAUAUGUUUGAAUUAAACUAGUAAUAGUCUUUACGGAUUCCGAAGAUAACAUUUUACUUAGGAAUUUACAGCUACGGCCUGGGGUCACCUAACACUUUGCCGCCUAAAUCCCGCCUUAGAAGUAAUUAUUUAAGUUUUGACUAAUACUAAAAAUAAAAAAUGUCCAAAGACAACUCUUCAGAAAGUAUUGUAAAUGAUAAAGAAAAAAAUACGCAGGUCAAGGCAGUCAAACAGAUUUUCGAGAAAGGUAAAUGCAAUGAUGGAAGUGAAGCCCCUGCCUCAGAGAGGCGGCGAGUAAGGAUGUCAGCUAAUAUUGAGUUUCUCCAAAAGAAGCUGGCUCCCAAUGAAGAGAAUGAACAAGCCAAAUCAAGUAAAUCCAACGAUAGCAAACAACCGAAGCUUCAAAAUGCAAGAUCCAAAUGCACAUGGACUCCAGGUGUUAUGCCAGGAGUCGCGCGAAAAAGAAGUCGAUCGCGCUUCCCUGCAACAACCAAGAAAACGGUCGCUACAGGUCAGUCAGUUAAGAAAGAGCGACCUUAUAGACAAUGGUUGGGUGUUUCCCCUUUUGUUACUUAUGAUAGCAAAUACAUUAUUUCCUCGAAACCUUCACGUCAUAGUCUUGAAAUGAAUGCAGUUGAUUCAUCGCAUACUUGCAGAAAGACAAAAGGCAACGCCAAUCGACCUAAUAAGGCUGUAUGCGACCACUGCAACAGUCCAGAGCGUUUAGUGGACACGAUGCCAUCCACACAAAGAACGUGCAUCUGCGCGCAUCAGGUUCAGGCUGAACAGAUACCUGCUACAAAAACUGGUAAAGACGUAGAAGAAGCAGCCACCAGUCAGUCUCAGGUAAACAAAUAUAAAAGUUCAGACGAAGAUGGAAUCGUUUCGACUAGUUUGAGUGAUGAGGAUUGCAAGUCGGUAUCGUACACUAUAUCCGAAUUAACGAGGUUGUUAGAAAAAGACAGUAGAAAAAACAGUCAGCAGUCAAUGAACGGCGAGGUCUUCAAUCAACAUUCAUCGAUGGAUUUAGAUUCCCCCAAUGGGACUUCAUUAACUACCCAUAACGAAAAUGUAAUAGGGUCCCCACAAGAUCAUGGAAUUAUUAAUACUUCCAAGGCAGAAACCGAAGUGUCUCAGACCAAAAACUCUGAAGCUGAAUUAAUUAACACAAAAUCCUAUAUAAUUGCCUCUUCACUUGAAAAUGUUUCUACCAAAGACUUGGAAAAUGAUACUGAUUUGGAAACUUCCAGUGAAAAGGAUAGCCAGUUACACGACUUACAGGAGUCUCGAAACGAAACACAACAGGAGAACACAUCAUCUUCAGAUGCUGUUACAUUGGCUGAAACGCCUUCCUUUAAGAGGGGCGAUUCGUCAACUGUAGUAGACAUUGUUCAAAGCGAUGAUCAAUCGGAUAUUAUUUUCUCCAACGUCCGAUCUUCCAAUGAAGAAAAAAAGGCGUCUUUGUUGGAAACUGUUGAGGCUGGCAAAGAAAAGAAACAUUCAGUUGAAAAUACAAGCAAUAUGGACACGUCUGAAAUAUUAUGGUCGGAUCUAUCUUGGCAAGAAUUCACUGAUGAUGAAUCGCUUGAGUCUGAAUCAUGCUUUAAAUUUAACGUCGCUGCUAGAGUCAAAGAGAGCAAUCAUCCGGGAUACAAACGUAUGACUUGGCGUUCGAGAAUGGAGAAAUCCUCCUCUCUCAAGUCAAAUAUAUACCCCAGGUUUGAAGAUGGGUAUUGCUGGGCUGACUUUAACACAAAGAAACGUGAACUUAACAGGGUGAUUAAAAAGAAAAGCGUACAGGCAGCUCCCUGUGUGGAGCAGAACAAAAUAACUGCACAGCAUUCAACAACAGAGUCCAGUCACAUCAAGGGACUCAGUACACCUGAGAUCAAACGAAAGCCUAGUUCUCUAAGCCCAGGUGUGUCAGGGGCUUCGUCAAGUAAAAGACCAAUGCUCCGUACGGCUGCUAGAGCAAGUCAGCGUUCAAGACAGGAAAGUCCGUGUACAAAUAACGCGGACACAACGCCGUAUCCAAAAUGGACGCCAGUGUGCACUCCAAAAGAUGGAAGACUUGAGUAUAUGAACAAAGUGUCGGGGAAAAAAUUAGAUACAGUUGCAUUUAGCAUCUGCAAUGAUAUAGAGCGCGGACAGCCUGGAUACCUUAUGACGAUGUCAGCUAUCCAAGGACCACCCAACGAAUUUCAUAAAGCCGAUAAGUCAGAAACAGUUGAGAAGUCAGAAAAUCAUACUGAUCACGUCCACUUACCCAAACAUAACAAAUAUAAGUCAGUAGGAGCAAGACAGCUUUUGCAAAAAAUCAAUUGGACCAGCAAACAUGAUCAAAAACAAGGCUACAAAUUAGUACAGGCUGUUAUGGACUUCAGAGGUACUCUACCUGGGCAGCUAAGCUUCCGAAAGGGGCAAAUCAUUCGGCAACGCUGUGAAACAGAAACGCAGGCAAGCGAUUUGUGCUACGGCAGCUAUAGUGUUGGAAGGCUCAAGAAAAAGAGAAAAGGAUUAUUCCCGGCCUAUUGUGUUGCAGAAUACACUUCCCCUAGUUAAACCAAGAAAUUUUAACUUAUAAUUUUGAAAUGUUACAUUAAACUAAUUCAAAAAUG